Molecule: messenger RNA, 1662 nt
Organism: Prionailurus viverrinus (fishing cat)
Lineage: Eukaryota; Metazoa; Chordata; Mammalia; Carnivora; Felidae
Gene: SLC22A12
Product: solute carrier family 22 member 12
Exons: 10
Coding region: 1-1662 (553 amino acids)
Biological process (GO): transmembrane transport
Cellular component (GO): membrane
Molecular function (GO): transmembrane transporter activity
Source: RefSeq, a predicted model, not a curated record
AUGGCGUUUUCUGAGCUCCUGGACCAAGUGGGCGGCCUGGGCAGGUUCCAGGUUCUCCAGAUGGUGGCUCUGGUGGUCCCUAUCAUGUGGCUCACCACUCAGAGCAUGAUGGAGAACUUCUCGGCCGCCGUGCCCAGCCACCGCUGCUGGGUGCCCCUCCUGGACAACAGCACCGCCCAGGCCGGUGUCCCCGGGGCCCUGGGCCCCAAGGACCUCCUGACCGUCUCCAUCCCCCCGGGCCCCAACCACGAGCCCCACCGGUGUCGCCGCUUCCGCCAACCCCAGUGGCAGCUCCUGGACCCCAACGGCACGGCCACCAACUGGAGCGAGGCCGCCACGGAGCCAUGCGUGGACGGCUGGGUCUACGACCGCAGCACCUUCACCUCCACCAUUGUGGCCAAGUGGGAUCUUGUGUGCGACUCCCACGCCCUGAAGCCCAUGGCCCAGUCCAUCUACCUGUCGGGGAUCCUGGUGGGAGCUGCCGUGUUUGGCCAAGUCUCCGACAGGUUUGGGCGCAGGCUGGUGCUGACCUGGAACUACCUUCAGAUGGCCGUGUCGGGCACGGCGGCCGCCUUCGCCCCCACCUUCCCGGUGUACUGCCUGUUUCGCUUCCUGGUGGCCUUGGCCGUGGCGGGCGUCAUGAUGAACACUUGCACUCUCCUGAUGGAGUGGACGUCCACGCGUGCCCGAGCCUUGGUGAUGACUUUGAACUCCCUGGGCUUCAGCUUCGGCCAGGUCCUGAUGGCCACAGUGGCCUAUGGUGUGCGUGACUGGGCCCUGCUGCAGCUGGUUGUCUCCGCCCCCUUCUUCCUCUGCUUUGUGUAUUCCUGGUGGCUGGCGGAGUCUGCCCGAUGGCUCCUCAUCAAGGGCAAGCUGGAGCAGGGCCUGCGGGAGCUACAGAAGGUGGCUGCCAUCAAUGGGAAGAGGGCAGCGGAGGACACACUGACUGCAGAGGCCUUGCUGUCAGCCAUGCGGGAGGAGCUGAGUGCGAGCCAGGCUCCUGCCAGCCCGGCUGCCCUGCUUUGCACACCCGGACUGGGCCUCCGGACCUGUGUCUCCACUCUGUGCUGGUUCGCCUUCGGCUUCACCUUCUACGGCCUGGCCCUAGACCUGCAGGCCCUCGGCAGCGACAUCUUCCUGCUCCAGGUCCUCAUUGGGGUCGUGGACAUCCCGGCCAAGAUCGGCACCCUGCUGCUGCUGAACCGCCUGGGCCGCAGGUCCACUCAGGUGGCGUCCCUGGUGCUGGCGGGGCUCUGCGUCUUGGCCAAUAUGCUGGUGCCCCACGAGUUGGGGGCCCUGCGUUCAUCCCUGGCCGUGCUGGGGCUCGGGGGCCUGGGGGCCGCCUUCACCUGCAUCAGCAUCUACACUGGUGAGCUCUUCCCCACCGUGCUCAGGAUGACAGCGGUGGGCCUGGGCCAGAUGGCAGCCCGCGCGGGAGCUAUCCUGGGGCCUCUGGUGCGGCUGCUGGGUGCGCACGGCCGCUCACUGCCGCUGCUGGUCUACGGGGCGGUGCCGGUGCUGAGCGGCUUGGCUGCAUUGUUGCUGCCCGAGACACAGAGCCUGCCGCUGCCCGACACGGUUCAAGAUGUGCAGAACCAGGCAGUGAUGAAAGCGACCCACAGCCCCCCGGGGCGCACUGUCCUGAAAUCCACACACUUUUAA